AGGCCUCUGGACGUACGAUGAACGCAGCCAUACAUGUGGAGGGCAUGAAUUGUUGUGUGGCAUCGGCCGACCUCUAUUCACACCCUAUCGGACUCACUUUCAACCCCGCCGCUUCUUUUCUUCUUCUUCUUUCUUGAAAGGAGGAGGGGAGUCAACCCUGUCGAAGGCGCGUAACGGACCGCCUCAUCAACACCGAAACGCCGCGGCACCAGCGAUGAGUGAAACAGCCGUCUUCGACGGUGGCGUUCUUGUUGAAGGACGCAGUCGCACGGUCUCCACGUUUCUCGACUGCCUCCAUCCGUCCGUCUACAGAAGCAGCGACGGCGGCGCAGAGUCUGCAGGUGUGCGACGCUGCAUCGGCGUUAUCUCGACGCUCCUCACCAAUCACCGUCAGCAUCCCAACGACCCCCGCUACGCAUCAUUCUCUGCGGUGAGCAGUGCGUGGCAAGGCGGUGUUCUUCCGUGGGUGUACGUGUUGCGGCUUGUCGCGUGGAUGGGCUGCACACCGAACACCGAAGGCUCGCGGUACAUCUUUCAAGACUGCUCAUCCGCCGCAGAUCACCUGCGCGUGCUGGAUGAUUGUAUAGAGGAGCUGCGCUGCGUGAUGGCUGUGUGGUGUACACCCGUAUCCUCGUUAGCCACCUCCACUGACCAGGAAGCCUUCAAGGAAGAGAGUUCUGGCCGUGGUGGUAUGACAGCGGCUUUUUCAAUACAGGAGCGGACCGAGUGUUUCGAGGCAGCUCGUGCAUCUCUAACUGAAAAGUACACCAUCGAAGCAAUGAUCUCCCCGCCUACGGAGCGAGAGGAAGCAUUCCGUAGCUGCACGAGUGCGCUGCAGCUAAAAUUGCUGAGUCUUGCGUCAUGUGCCAUGGCGAACAGCACAGGGACACAGCGGGGCGUUCGCGCCGCAAGACCACCGCUACUCUCGACAAAGUCCACCCCAGUCGACGCGUGUCUGAGGAGGGACUCGAUUCAGUGGCUCCUGCAACACACAUCACUUUGUGAGCUGACACAAGAGUGUCAACGGGCUGCCGCACUGGUAGCAGCAGCGGCAGCGGCCUCCGGUACAACAAGUUAUUUUCUCCCUGACCCCCGCGGCUCCGCCUCCUUGUCCGUUGCCCGGCCCUCUUCUGCCAUGGUACAACGUCUGCGCAACAGGGCACGAGAGGAGCAGCACCAGCGGUACCUCAACACCACCGGCCCAGCCUAUCGUGCGCUCACCCAAGAAGAGCGGCAUCGCGGUGAAAGCGCUGUCAUUGACAUUGCCGGUGUGCUGGAACAGAUCGCCGUGGUGACGGAAACGCAAGGGAUGGUGCGCGCGGACCGUCAAGAAGCCCGGCGACUGCUCGAUGCUUUCAAGCAGGACGGUGACCUCGCGAAGCUGUACGCCUUGCAAGAGCAGUACACAGCGGCGCUGGAGGAGGCGAAGAAAAGCUACGGCAAGCCACUCGUGUACGGCGAGUACGAAUCAUUGGCGCCUUGA
This is a messenger RNA of Leptomonas pyrrhocoris, 1483 nucleotides long. RefSeq lists its product as hypothetical. The record is from RefSeq and is a predicted model, not a curated record. The transcript has a single exon. The coding region runs from base 215 to 1483 and encodes 422 amino acids. NCBI's taxonomy places the organism in Eukaryota, Euglenozoa, Kinetoplastea, Trypanosomatida, Trypanosomatidae.